Molecule: messenger RNA, 5985 nt
Organism: Pararge aegeria (speckled wood butterfly)
Lineage: Eukaryota; Metazoa; Arthropoda; Insecta; Lepidoptera; Nymphalidae
Product: BTB/POZ domain-containing protein KCTD3
Exons: 13
Coding region: 113-2116 (667 amino acids)
Biological process (GO): protein homooligomerization
Molecular function (GO): protein binding
Source: RefSeq, a predicted model, not a curated record
UCUGUCACGUCAAGUUUGUAAUGAACUAUUUUCGAAAGUCUCAACCAAUUUUGUUUAAAAUUUUAAAUAUCCCGUACCAUACAGUUUUCGGAGAGAUAUUUUUAUUAUUUAAAUGUCUAACUAUCAAGAAAUUGUAAACUUAAACAUCGGUGGUACAAGAUUUUCGACGUCGUGGCACACUUUAACAUGGGUUCCGGAUACAUUUUUCACGGCCCUCCUGAGUGGUCGGAUACCCACGGUGCGGGAUGAAACUGGAGCCAUAUUUAUUGACAGGGAUCCAAAUCUAUUCGGUCUAAUUUUAAAUUUCUUAAGGACGAGAGACAUAGACCUUACUAAUGUAAACAUAAGAUCACUUAGACAUGAGUGUGACUAUUUUGGUAUCACUCCACUGAGCAGGAGGCUUGCUCUGUGCGAUGAAAUGAACCAUUCAUCUUGCGGGGAUGUGCUGUUUUACGGAUAUCUUCCACCACCAUUGAAUGGUCCACUACCAAACAGUAGUGGAAGAAAUGGCAGCAAUGUUUCAAGAAAAAAUUCAACAGCCUCAAAUACAGAUGUAGCAGCUAAUCGGACACAUUCUAGAAAUUCCUCUUUGGACCUCCGCACAGUUGGCAGGAUACCCUCACAGGACCAGUUGAGUCGAUGCGGCAGGGGUCAUUCAAGAGCUGCUUCACUGGGCAAUACAGACAGUCACAAAGGAUUACGUCCACCUGAAACUAAUACCUGGCAGGAGAAUAUGAAAGUACAAAUAAUAAAAGCACAUCACAACUGGGUGGCUGUUGCGUACACACACUUUGUGACUGGUUACAGAUUAACAGACUCCUGUGGUUGGUACGUAGUAUUUCAAUCGCCAGUACAAGACUCUGUAAUAGAGAGAAUAGCUUUAAACGCUAAAACUGGUGGUUCAGCGACAUCUAGCGGAAAUAACACAACGGGCACCGACGUAAUGCUGGGCAUUGCCAGUGGACCCCUCGUCAGAUUAUGGGCAUUCUCCACACAUAGUGAACCGGUUCGACGAACUUUAAUAGGUACAUUCAAUUUGGGUGUUCGCGUAGAACAUCUGCUAUUCGUAGGUCCACAACUAGUGGCGCUAAGCGGCGCUGGAAGCCGAAGCAAAGCUGGAGUAUGGCAUACGAGCACCCAGCACUGGCAAACGCAAGACGUUGCUCAUCUCACAACUUACGAUACAGCCGGCUCAUUCCUGUUGCUUGGUACUGCAACAGGUGCUAUUAAUUAUAUAGACAUGCAAAAGUUUCCUCUUAGAAUGAAAGACAAUGAUCUCCUCGUAACGCAGCUGUAUAAGGACCCCAACCAAGAACCAAUCACAGCAAUUUCCGUGUAUCUCACGCCAAAAACAAAUUUAUGCGGUAACUGGAUAGAAAUAGCGUACGGGACAAGGUAUGGCUCGGUACGCGUUAUCGUGCAACAUCCAGAGACUGUCGGCCACGGUCCCCAACUGUUCCAAACAUUCACCGUUCAUCAGAGUCCAGUUACUAAGGUAUCUCUAUCAGAGAACUACUUAAUAUCGGUGUGCAGCGAAUACAAUCACGUGAGGUCGUGGCGAGUGACCCGCUUUAGAGGAAUGAUCUCAACUCAGCCCGGAACAACGCCCAAGGCAGCUUUCAAGGUUUUAGCUUUAGAAGCACCAACUGCUCAACCGCAUAAUGACUGUGGUCCAUACGGGGAGCAGGACGAAGAACAGAUAUUUAUCCAAAAAGUUGUGCCCGAUACGGAUACAUUGUACGUUAGACUGGCUUCGAAUGGGAAAAGAGUAUGCACGAUCCGAUCAGUGGACGGCUCUGCGGUAUCGUGCUUCGUGGUAGCGGAGUGCGAGGGAGCACUGAGGCCGCGUAGGCUGUUGCUAUGCGGGCACAGGUCCGGCGCGACGCAGAUGUGGGACCUCACCGGGCCCAUAGACAAGGCAGCUAAGACGUUGCAGGCCGUCGCCAGCGCCACCACUAGUAGUGGCAAUGGUGGUGGUGAAGGUGAAGAAUCUCCCGUACCAGACGGCGGUCCGACUCCCGACGAGCUGGUACGCUUAUUGACCGCGUGCGACCUGGACGCAACGCCCGCACCCGUUGUCGUACCACAGUCACCAAAUCGUCCCAUACAGCCGUGAAGCUCGGCCCUAUGCGACAUUGCACUGCGACUGUACUCACUAGUUGUAGAUUAAACGAAUUUAUUGCUGUAUGUAUCGGUACGCGUCGUUAGUACUCAUAACAUAGGUCACUGACCACUGACAAUAAAGCAUGGUUUAUACGUAAUCAAGGCUGGCGCCAUUUUAAAAGACAAGCCACAAUUGGCCCUUUUUACACGCGGCCAGUAAUUCCUGCAUUUUCUGCUGGUGUACACAGGUUUGACGUAGGCAGAAAACAAAUUUGCGAUAAAUGCACUACGGAUACGCGUCAGUUACUGGCGCGAAGCGUGUACGUGUACGCAAAACUGGGGUUGAAUCUAUGAAAGCGGGGUCACUGGUUUAAAAAAUGGUCCGGUGCUUUACUCCCGCCAGGUUUGACUAAGCUCUACAAACAGCUGUCUUCGUUAAAUUUGACUCACUGAACUGCCAAAUUACAGCUUAAAUUUCGCCCCCAUUUGAAGCGCUCUCUUCGGAACUAAUAAGUGUUUUAGCUAAUCUAAUUUUAGUUCCUUGGACACUCGUAUUACAGCGCCAGAAUGGCGUCAAUCAAAUCAAAACAAAAACAAAGUGACAGUAUCCUGUCCAGUGGUAAUAAUACAGUUCUGUGACAUCAUCAAAACUUUUCUUCGACGUUCGUAUUAAGGUCGAACGCACUGCCGUGAAACUGCGUGGACAUUCAUGCCUGCGAAAUUCAUGCCCGUUCGAAAGCAAUGAUGAGGUCUAGUUAGGAGCACGCUUGCCUAGAAAUAGCAUAUUCACUCUUGCCUUGAAGGUACUCAAAUUAUACGUGGCAGGAAACACAGUUGCCGAGAGGGCGUUCCACAUCCUAGCAGUACGUAUCAGAAACAAUAAUAAAAACGUAAUCCAACUUAGCAGUUGCGAAACCAUACUUUCAUACAUAUUGCCGCCCUAUAAUCUGCCAUUUUAUUGAAGAUGGUUUAUUACAGAGGAGCUAAGGAACAAAACCUCGGCAGUCCAAAUUUUAAAGUCUCUGAAUAAAGAGAUAAAAGAUAACAAAACUGCUUUACUCCUAUAGAAAAUAAAAUUGAUUGAUUCCUUAUAAGACUUAUUUUUUUUAAAUUGUACUGUUAAUUUCUGGCCUCAGGUUUACGAGUGGAGUUUAAGUAUCCGUGCUUACGACUCGUGCCGAUAUUUAUGAAUGCGAAAACUUUAACAGAAAUUAAAAAAAAGGAGGGCUUCAAUUUGAAAUGUAGAUAUGUUCUCAAUUUGAAAUGUAGAUAUGUUUUAAGAAAACUAAUACUGGACGGUAAAUGUUGCCAAAGAUAGUUUCAAUGAUAUCAAACGAUAAAAUGGGUGGACAGUUAUUAUCUUGGGGCACGCAUUUGAGUUUAGAACUCAAUGUGAAGCUGUUUUACGAAUAGUAAUAAAAAGUAAAACAGCGUCACAUUGUUGCAAAUUAUUCUUAUUAAUUGUAAAAUCAACUUAACAUCUAGGAACGGUAUGUUUGAAUUGUAUUAAGUGGCAUAUUAUCGUCAGCAUGAAACUUUAAUAGAACUGAAAUUUUAUAUAACUAAAUUUAAUAGUUAAAUAUUUGAAUUUAUCUAAAUGAUUGUUGUUGUGCCCAUGCAAUUUGUAGUUAUGAGCUCAAUUUAAACUUAAAUAUGUCAAUAUAAUAUUUGACACCGUCUAUAUUAACACUGCAAACGAUGAACGCUUCUUGAUGUCCGUGUACAGGAGUAGGUAUGAGUGAUGAUUUUUUUACUGAUAUUUUAAAAGUCUAAGUCAAAACAGGCCUAAAUUUCAUUAAGAUGAGUUAUAAAAAAAACAAACAUCAACACAUUAUUGCCUUUAAAACUUUUAGAAAUAAAAUGAAGCCUAUAUUAUGUUAAUUCAAGUAUAUCUCUAUCCCUUUCUUUCACAUCGGCAGUCUAUAGAAGUAUCAGUUCCUCCAUGUGGAAUACGACGAUAUUUAUGCCUGCCGUGCGAAACAUAAAACUUACGGUAUUAACGCGAGUUGGAAGCAAUUACAUAAUUUAUAUUCUAUUGCCUAGGUAAUAUGGUUGAAAUUUCAAUGAAGAUAUAUUUAUAUAAAAUAGAUUUUCUACGCUAGCAGAUAAAUUGUACUUUUGAAUAUUAAAGAUAUAAUUAAAUUUAACCAUGUUGUAAUUUAAAUGGGUUUCAAAAAGUUAAUUAUAUCUCCAAAUUUAAUAUAAAACUGGCCAAACAAUGUAAUUUUGUCAAGUUAUCCAUAAAAAAGGUAGGCAUCUCUACCCAGCCAACUAAAUGAAGUUUAAUAUUAUUAAAGUGCUGUAGUUUUUCUAACAGCUAUAUGUAGAAAAUUUUUCUAAAAAAUUUUUGGGUAUAUUAUAAAUAUUUUUAGUUAAUACGGCAACACACGUAUCUCGUGUUGUUGGUGGACGUCAAAGUAUAUUUCUAGUAAUUUUCAGUAAGAUAUCGUUUUAUUUUUCUUUAUCAUAUAAAUAAAGUUUCUUAAAAAUCAUGUGAAAUAUAAAUUUAAAUAAAUAGUUUGCAGAAUGUGUUACUUUUAAAUUAUAUUUUAUUCAUUGAGACUAUUUUUUGCAAGUGCAAAGGCAGUUAGUUAUUUUUGGCACAGGCAAAAAUAGUCCAAAUUUUGCAUGUAGUUGUGUACCGUAUGAAUAUUGGAGCAAGGUUGUUAGAAGCUCAUAAAAUUAACAUUUAUAUAUUAUAUCGUGUAGAUAUGACUGAAUUGACUAUUAGGUUUGAAUAUUGUAAUGUAUAAUAGCGAAUUAUUUUGUUAUUUCGAUGUUGCAUAGGUGUAAAAUAAAAUAUACAUAUUUGGCUCACGUAGUUAUUAAGCUCUUUAAUGUGUAUCAGCAUUACUGACUCUUCGCUUUUGAUGGGUCCACAGACAAAACGUCAAAGUGAAGACGUAGGACUUAGUUAAGCAAAAACAUUCAAAACAUAAUAACUCUAAUUGGAAUGUAAAAUAAGAAUAUUUAUUUAAAAAGAGGUAUAUCUAUCAUUCUCAAAGCUGAAGUGUCAAAAAGUUUUAAUAGCCACUCACUAGCCCGUAGUGGCUCCUGGGUACGUAAGGGUCCCAGUAAACGUAUGACUUAUGAAAAAUUGAUGGCCUUGACAAUGUAGUUACAUGCUAGUUAAGCACGGCGACCUUCCUGGCCCAUUGGGACACAAAUUGUGGUGUGAAUUAUGAGAUGAGUCUCCCUGUUCGAUAAUUUGAGGAUUCAUUAAAGUGUCGCCGAGUAAUUUAGCGUUUCGAGACCAUUGGCGCGUAAAAACCGAUGGGCAUGGGUUUAAUAUAACUGAUAAAUCCUUUACAUGUCAUAAUCGCUCACCACCAGGAAAUUGCAGUCGGGUAACUUGUAGUGGAAUAAAAAUAAUAGUGUGCUUUCCGCUAGAACGGCUGGGUAUGGAACAUUUUUUUCUCGUGACUAAUUUGUGGGCUUAUAACGUAUCUAACUACCUGUACAAAAUACUAUUUCAACACGUCUAUUUAAAGCAGCAUUAAAGCAGGUUACAAUAAAAGGAGGUUGGAACCUAUAAUAAGUAUAUUAAUUAAUUACAUAAAUGACUGCAGGCCAAAACAUUUUCGCUGAAGUAGUGGACUAGACACCUAAUCUCCAUUUUUUUACUUAAAAGUUAAGACUGUUUUCGCUUUACUACGCCCAACUAUUGUCAGACAUUUCUAAAUGUUCAGAUUUUACUAUAAAUAUUCAUAUAAUCUCAAAAUUAGACAUACAUUCUGAAUUAUUGGUGUUAAAAUGUUGCAUUUGCUCAUUUUGUCUAUUCUGUUUUGAAUCGAAUCUGUUAUUUGUGGCAAUCUGGUGUAGAUGUGUAAGUUUAUAUUAUAUAAUGAUAAUGUGAUGAAUUCUAUAAAAUAAAAAAAUAUA